AAAAAAAUCUCAGACGAAUCCAACCAACAAUCGACGGUUUCUCAGCCGAUAAUCUGAAGAGCCGAAGAAGAUUGAAGUACUGACUGUAGGUUAAAGGUAAUGGCUAAAAGGAGACGAGUAGAAAAAGAAGUGGGAGUGGAAGCGGAGGUCGAGGAGGACCGGUAAAUGGGUUGUUCAUGGAUCUGCAACUUUUUCAAUUUAUCAGAUUGUAUGUAUUUGUAUCCCAGAGAGUUCAGGGAGACGCCCGUUCAUAUUUCAAACUACUCGAGCUUACAUACACUUAGAGAUGUGCGAGAUUCGUUGUCUGAAUCUGAGCUAGUACGGGUCAGGAAAACAGCAAUUGGCCAUCUCCUCGACGUUCCGGACGACCAAAAAUGGUCUUCUGCUCUUUACUACUAUUUAAUGUCUAGGCUGAUAUGUGUAGAACCGUAGAAAACACGGAAAGGUGAAGUCUGGUUCAGUGUUGGAGGGAGAGACUUGUGUUUUUGCAAGGAAGACUACAAGGCAGUUACGGGUCUUUCUUUCGAGCAUUCCGGUGAAGAAUUCGAUAGUCAAAAGGUAGUAUUGAACCUCUUGACGGAGCGUUUUGGCGGUAUGGAGAAAGUCCUAGGAGGGGAUUUGUAUGACUUCCUUGUAUUCAUCACGAAAUCCAUGGGAGGUAAUCCCAUAUUGGCGUGCACUAAGAACGAACGUUCAAAGACCUUUAGAGAGAAGGAACCGGUCGAAUGUCCAGCUGGCGAUAGGGUGAAAGUAGCAUUGUUACUAAUUGUGCACGUAUUCCUAUUUGGGCGCCAACUCAAAGACCCGGUUGAUAAGGAACACUGGCCUUUAGUUGAAAACCUUGAGCAUUUCAACACAUUCUCAUGGGGUGCGAAAUCAUAUACCCUCCUUUUUGAGAAAACGCAGAAAGCAUUUGCACGUCAAGGUGAUAAAAAAAAGUCUCCAAAGUUGUGUUCUCUCAAGCCAGGGGGGAUACCACAAGCGUUGGUGGUCUGGAUGCUGAAGCUCUUCCCUCAUUUGCUUGGUAAUUACGGAAAGGAGUUAGCCAGUAAACGGCCGCGCCCCCUUUUGCUUACGGUGGUGUUGCGCGAGAAAGUAAUUGCCUACAAGGACUUUUGUGACGACAUGAAGGGAGUAGUCUUUAGUGAAGACAACUUGCCGAAAAUCCGUGCGGUAGGUGAAGAGUUUCGUGAGGCUGCAUGGGAAGAAGGUGUGUCUGAAAAUCAUGAUUUGGAGGAUGCCUCGGCAGAUGCUCCCCAUGAUGACCAAGAUCAAGCCAUGGAUUCUUCUGAUGACAAUAGACAUGUUAUCCCCGUGGUUCCGGAGCAAAGCGGAGCGGAAGUGACAGCAGGUUAUGCCGAACGUGGUUCCCACCUCGGUGUUGGUGUGUCAGCUGAAUUUAUAAAUAAUUUGACAGCAGAUGCAACGGAAAAAAUGAUAAACAGUGUGCAGUUGAUGAUGGAUUUUCUGAGAAGAUGAUUCAGUCGUUAAAGUUACUCGAACACAGAAUCGAGUCGGUGGAACCGAUGGUCCACCAAUUACUGAAAACAAUUGGUGCUCCUCCGGAGAAUCAUACAGUCGUUGGUUUGGAAAGUGCUGGACCUAGCAAGGACGGCUAUUAUCGCAAUGAUGAGUCCAAUGUAGAGGAUUGUGGUUUAGGACCUACCUGCAAGGACGGCGAUUCUCGCAAUGAUGAGUCCAAUGUAGAGGAUUGUGGUUUGGAAAGUGCUGGACCUAACAAGGACGGCGAUUCUCGCAAUGAUGAGUCCAAGGAAGAUGAGACAAUUGACGAAAUACUUACAGACAAAGUUGAGGAAGAGGAUGGUAGACCAAUUGACAUGAAUCAUACAGGUGAUAGUUUUGACGCUAGUGCACUCAACGAGAAGAAUGACUCUGACGGAGUAAAGGCGGACGUACAGGGUCCUAGACCAGAUACUGCCCACAUCCGUCAAGAUGAGCCGGUAGAAGUGAUCCAAAAAGACAAAGGUGGGGAUAUUGAUGUUGAAACUGAGAAGGAAGACAUGCUUAAAAACAAAGUUUCAUCUGAGGAAGAGGAUGUUGAUACAGAAACUUCCCACAUCCGUCGAGAUGAUCCUGUGGAAGAGCUUAUUAAGGACAAAGAUUUAUCUGUGGAAGAGAAUGCUGAUGCCCACAACCUUCGAGAUGAUCCGGUGGAAGACAAAGGUUUAUCUGAGCAAGAGAAUGUUGAUGUGGAAAUUGAGAUGGAAGAGAUGCUUAAAGACACGGGUUUAUCUGAGGAAGAGGGUACUGAUACAGGAGUUGUCAUGGAUAGUAUACCUGAAAAGGUCACAUAGGAUCACACAGGUGAGAGUUC
Messenger RNA from Papaver somniferum (opium poppy), 2335 nucleotides. RefSeq lists its product as uncharacterized. The record is from RefSeq and is a predicted model, not a curated record. The transcript is spliced from 5 exons. NCBI's taxonomy places the organism in Eukaryota, Viridiplantae, Streptophyta, Magnoliopsida, Ranunculales, Papaveraceae. Bases 1476 to 2315 code for a protein of 279 amino acids.